CCAACACCCAAGUGGCCCAAGUGGCCCAACACCAUGCAUGUCCACUUACACAGUAGUAGAGGUCCAAUCCUCGCGCAGGGGUGACGAUGUCCUGGCCGUCUGUUGCAUGCGAGGCUGUUCCUACACUACCGUUGUUCUCUGCACACAUACCUACAUAGAUCCCUACUUACGCUACUAAAACCACCGCCCCUGCCCACCACUCCACCAAGACCAAAUGUGUUACCCGACUACGCUGCCCGCCACCCAACCUUCUCGUCAUUCUUUUUGUCGGUGCCGUCCACCACCCAGCCAGUUCCGCCCAACUCCACGCUAAACAAUUCGCUCCUGCGAGAACUGAUCAACGCCUCUGCCAUAUACGCCUCACGCUCGUCAAUGCCUGCCACCUCGUAACCCUCACAGGCGCGCGGCAGAUGGACCACAGUUCAGAGCCUCGCGAUGGAGACGCUCAAUCCGUCUUUGGCGACUACGAUGGCCCGGUGACCCAGAUCAGGAUGGUGCCGCCGUCCUCCUCGAGCGGCUCAUCAGCCCGGCGACUGCAUUCUCGAUCGACCGGCCAGGGAACCAGCCAUGGCGCCGACGACCCACAGCUGGACCCCCCGCCGUCGCGGAGGGGAAGGAAGGGCAUGACCAUACAUUGGCCCUUCCAGAGCAUCGCCACAGACAACAUGUCCAUAUUCACCGCCAACGCCCCGGAGCUGUUCCGCCGCGCCACCGUCCAGGUGCCCAAGACCGGCAGCGACGGCUCCCGCAGCCAGCGCGACAGCACGCUCAUCCCGGACUACGUUGUCAAUUACAUCCGGGGUGAGACGCCCGAGACGGUCGCGAGGCGCAAGCGCAACGGAGGCAACCAGGGCGCGCGCAACAUCGAUAUCGUCCACCAGCACCGACCGCAGCAGUCACACAUGGUCCUGCUCGAGGGCGUGCAGGAGACCAGGGCUCGCAGGGCUCACGACGCAAUGUCCCAGACAACCGCCUCCUCCACUAUGACCGAGCUGCAGAUGAUCCUGCCCUCCACCAAUGAGAAGCCCAGGAAGAGGAGGAGGUUAUUGACUGGAUGGAGGCUGGGCGUCGUCCUCAACGCCGUCCUGGCUUUUGUGAUCCUGGUCAUAAGUUUCGUGUGCCUGGUAUACGCUGGCUCGUCGAUCGCCAUAUUGGUCGGAGAUAUGGACCUGUUCACGGGGUCUUGUGCGGACGUCACCUCCCUCGACUGGCGCCUGCACGCGCUGAUCAAUGUCUUGGUGGUAAUCUUGGUUGUCGGCGCCAACUACGUCUUCCAGGCCCUGAGCAGCCCAACGCGGUCAGAGAUAGGGCGGGCGCAUGAGGGGAAGCAGUGGCUGGAGAUCGGUGUUCCGUCGCUGCGCAACUUCAGGCACAUUGGAAAGGGGAGGGUCAUAUUGGCCAGCAUCCUGCUGACCGUGGCUGUUUUGACCCAAGUAAUAUAUAAUUCCGUAAUAUUCACCACACAAGCCGGGCUGAGCUACAACCUUGUCGCUGUCACCCCGUCUUUCCUCACCGGCUCCUCAUUCAGCAAUGGGACCGAUAACAAUGCUGGCGGUCUCAGCCGCAACGAACUGCUCGCGCUCCAGAACCUCGCCGGCCGGAACGAACUCACAAAUCUCACCUCGAGCCAGUGUGUCGAUCUCUUCAGCGGCGUGUUCAAUACUGAUUUCCAGAACGUCCUCCUCGUGGUCAAUAGCCCCAGCUCGGGCAACACCCUCGUCGAGACCGCCCAGGCGGGCAUCAACCUUCAGACCGGCAACAACAUGUCGACCACCAUCUCAAACGCUGAGAUCUUCUUCGAUGGGGCUGUGGUCCAGUUUUGUCUGGCACAGAGGAGCGAUGCGACCCAGGAGACGUGCACGCUGCAGCUCAAUGGUAUACUCCUGGUCGUUGUCGUCGGGCUAAACCUGAUCACCCUGAUCGCUACCGCCGCGAACCUUCUCCUGCGCCGCUUCGAGCCACUGGUCACACUCGGGGACGCCAUCUCCUCCUUCCUUCGCGACCCGGACCCGUCGACGCGCAAGAAUUGUCUCUUGUCCAAGAAGAACCUUCGCACCGGCAUGGGAGGCUGGGGCUUUACGGACGGCAAGUACUGGGCGCCGGAGCGCGACCACUUCUGGUUCCGGUCGCCCUCGCUGCCCAACUGGCUGGGCGUAGCCUUCUGGUGGCUCGCAUGCGUGGUCUUUGCCGCCGGCGUCCUGGCGCUCACUGUCGCCUCCCAACCGUCGUCGCACCCGCUGUCACCCUUUGGCGUCGCCAGCCCUCAUUCGACAUACCUCCUUCCUACCGCGGCGGCGGCCUCCAUCCCUGCCGGAUCGCUCGCCAUCGUCACUUCCCUACCACAGAUCCUGAUCGCCGGUCUGUACUUCGCCGCCAACGCCCUCUUGACCGCCUACUUCCUCUCGCGCGAGAGCAGCCUCCACGCCAUACUGGCACAGAACGCACGCCGAGCCCUGCGUGUCUCAUCCGACCCCGAGGGCCACCAGACCACCAGCCUCUACAUGACGCUGCCCCGACCUGUGAGCUGGGGCCUGGUCGUCUACUUCGCCGCGAUGGGCUUUGUAAUGAGCCAGGCAUGCUUUGUCGUCUCCUUGACGUCGAGCGACUCGCCCGAUCCUUCCGACCCGGACGCCUCGCCGCAGCACCUUCUUGGCGUGGGCUUCAGCGGUGUCGCCCUCGCCAUCCUGCUGGCGAUGCUCAUAGUCCUGUUCCUCGCGCUCAUGGGGCCCGGUUUCCUCCGCGCCCCAGCUGUGACCAUGGCUGACGGCCGCACUGUCGGCAACCCACUCGUCUUUGAGGGCGGGUCCUGCAGCGCCGUCAUUAGCGCCCGCUGCCACCGCGUGCCCCACGAGAUCGACGUCUACCGGCAGCCCGUUGCGUGGGGAGUUGUCCCCGAGACGCCGGGCGCCACCGUCAGCCACGCCACCUACUCAGCGCGGCCCCUCGGCGAGCUGGACGCUACCCGGCGCUACGCAUGAUCUCCUCGCACCUUACGUCGUAGGGGUGUCGGUUCUUUUACUACUUAUUUUUGGAUGAUACUUUUGAAUUUCCCCUCUUGCUUGUUAGGGCCAAAUUCCCUUCGAUUGUCAAUAUUUUACUUUCUUCCCCUAUCCGAAUCGCAGACGCUAUUCCUGGGAGUGAUAUACCACAAAAAAAGAAAUAGCCUAACCAGCAGCGCGGUCUGCUUCUCUGUUCUGGGAGUAAAGAGCAGCUGCAGGAAGAGUUGUGCACUUUUUGACUGUUUGUCAUGGGCGGAAGGAACCAUAACGGUUUGCAUAUUGAUGGGCUUUGGAGUUUUACACGGGAACGGAUGAUACCAGCUGGGCUUGCGAUGAUUA
Messenger RNA from Diaporthe batatas, 3338 nucleotides. RefSeq lists its product as uncharacterized. The coding region runs from base 411 to 2978 and encodes 855 amino acids. The transcript is spliced from 3 exons. The record is from RefSeq and is a predicted model, not a curated record. NCBI's taxonomy places the organism in Eukaryota, Fungi, Ascomycota, Sordariomycetes, Diaporthales, Diaporthaceae.